UAGUUGCUGCGUGUCGCUAGGGGACUAUCUCUGUACGAGACCCAGACCAGACGCCCCAAGGGAUGGUCGAAGCGGGCUGGCUGGAAUAAGGAGCAGGCGCAGGUCUCUCGUUGCCAGGCUCUCAGGGAGAACACACCACCUCUCACCAUAGCCUGCCUGGGGCCUCGUACCCCCCGCCCAGCGGCGCGUCGGGCAGGGCAGUGCGACCCACAGCCGCCCUGAAAGAAGGGAGCUCACCUGCCAAGCCGGGGAUGAAAAGCGACGAUCGCUAGUUACAGCUUCCGCCUUUUCAAAUCCGUCGCUCCCCUAUGGCGUCACAAGCAGGUAGAAAAGGAGGCCACAAAGGCCGAGCAAGACAGUACACAAGCCCUGAAGAGAUUGAUGCACAGCUCCAAGCAGAAAAACAAAAGGCCAGGGAAGAGGAGGAGCAAGAAGAAGGGGGAGAAGGGGCAAUAGGAGACCCCAAAAAAGAGAAGAAAUCCUUAGAUUCAGACGAGAGUGAUGAAGAUGACGAGGACUAUCAGCAAAAGCGCAAAGGCGUGGAAGGGUUGAUAGACAUAGAGAAUCCCAAUCGAGUUGUUCAAGCAGCCAAAAAAGUAACUCAGCUGGAUCUGGAUGGACCCAAGGAGCUGUCGCGGAGAGAGCGAGAAGAAAUAGAGAAGCAGAAAGCAAAAGAAAGAUACAUGAAAAUGCACCUAGCUGGUAAAACAGAACAGGCAAAGGCAGAUCUCGCUCGACUAGCCAUCAUCCGGAAACAGAGGGAAGAAGCUGCCAAAAAGAAAGAGGAGGAAAGAAAAGCAAAAGAUGACGCGUCUGUGGCAGGCAAAAGACUGCAAUCACUAUCCCUUAACAAAUAAACACAGGACAUGCAGGAGGAAGAAUUCCAGGGAACUCUGCCUGGUGCCUGCCAGGAACUCUGCCAUGUUGCAUACCACAUAGGGUGUACUGCAACAUCGAAGUCAAAUUCACCUCCAAGAGACACUGACAGUGUGUUCGUCUUCAUCUUGGCACAGAAUUCCAUUUUGGGUUGGGGGGGCAGCUGCUACCUUCGGGGCAGAACCGUGCUGAACAGCACUUCUCUGUGUAACAGUUUGGAAACCUGAAUGUUUUUGCGGUUUUUAGGACUAAGAACACAUUAGGGGCACGGUGGGGGGGGCAAAUGCUUCAUAUAUUAGAUCGCAAAACCUAGAUUUUCUGCCAGCUUGGGAGUGGGGCAUGGGGUCGGUAAUCUUGAUGAAAACCCAAAGGUUGGGGGUGUGGAUCGUAAGGACCCACUUCUGCAAACAGCCCGUGAAAUUGAGCUGCAGAGUGUUGUAAGAAUAGUCUGGAAGCCUAACUUCAUGGCUGUUUUUCUGGAGUGCUGUUCAUUCCCAUUUUCACCCUCCACCCACCCCCACCUUUUCCUUCCUUUUUUCUCUCCUCUGACUAAGGAUAGUGUCAGUUUUUAACCACAUCAUCCUUUGUUUAAAGCAAAGCCUUCAUUGAUUGUACCAACACCCAGGUAAAAAGGAAAUUUCAAUAAAUUAAAAACAAACCAACCCAAACUUGUAUAUUUGGCCGAUUAAAAUUUAAAUUAUCGUAAA
Mauremys mutica (yellowpond turtle) is the source of this 1583-nucleotide messenger RNA. It is a transcript of the gene PDAP1, whose product is annotated as PDGFA associated protein 1. Lineage: Eukaryota; Metazoa; Chordata; Testudines; Geoemydidae. The transcript has 6 exons. Bases 309 to 857 code for a protein of 182 amino acids. The record is from RefSeq and is a predicted model, not a curated record. Gene Ontology annotation, molecular function: RNA binding. Gene Ontology annotation, cellular component: cytosol.